AUGAACAUGCAGAGGCAAAGGUUGUCAUCAGGCCAACAGCUAUGGCUCCCUGCAUUUUCAUCGUUUCUUUGGCGAUUUGGGCUUUUAUUCUUGCAAUGGACCCUUUUCGACGGCGAAGGCUUUCUGGAUAUCCUACUGCUCUUCAUGGCACGGUGGGUCUCUUCGUACGUUUGCUCUGCCUUCUUGCGCGCACAUUAUCGGAACUCAGAGUUGAUGCUCGGGCAAAUGGGCCAAUUCACCCUGGAGAGUGUUGAUUGUCUUUGUUGCAAAAGAAAGCACCGCAAGGCCGAAUGUUUGAACCUGUGCUCCCUUUAA
This is a messenger RNA of Durusdinium trenchii, 315 nucleotides long. The record is from the annotation of a GenBank genome assembly. NCBI's taxonomy places the organism in Eukaryota, Dinophyceae, Suessiales, Symbiodiniaceae.